Molecule: messenger RNA, 707 nt
Organism: Pimephales promelas (fathead minnow)
Lineage: Eukaryota; Metazoa; Chordata; Actinopteri; Cypriniformes; Leuciscidae
Gene: zswim7
Product: zinc finger, SWIM-type containing 7
Biological process (GO): double-strand break repair via homologous recombination
Cellular component (GO): Shu complex
Molecular function (GO): zinc ion binding
Source: RefSeq, a predicted model, not a curated record
GCAGGAACGGGCUGGAGACAGACGGGGACCAAGGACUGGAACAGACGGAAGGCUGACGGGCUGGAGUAUCAAGCAGGUGGCGGUAAAAACCAACAGUAUGUUUUACGUCUUACAAACUACUGAAGAAGAAGAAGAACGUCAAACGAGUGCUGCGGCCAACAUAUGCGGGAAACGCGAACUCAUUUUCAGGUACAUUAUGGACUCAUCUCUGCUUUCUGUUGCUGAGCAGCUUUUGAAAGACCUUCAGAGAACUUACUCAGAGACGAAUAAAGUACCAGAUGACCUACUAAUAGCAUUGCGAUUUGUGUUUGGCCCAUGUGCUCUUCAGGCAUUGGAUCUGGUGGACCAACGGUCUGUCACAUGCAUGUCAUCUCCCAGCAGUCGAAAGGCUUUUCAGGUAUUAGGUGGAUCAGGGCAUCUGUACACGUGCUUCACGUCCUGUCACUACUGCCCAUGCCCCGCCUUCACUUUCUCUGUGCUUAGGAGAAAUGAGAGUCUGAUGUGUAAGCACCUCCUGGCGGCCUGCUUGAGUCAGGCCAUGGGAUUGUGCCAGCAGGAGCAGGUCUCAGAUCAGCAGAUGACCCACAUUCUCUCAGGGCAAACUGAGGCCAGCACAUAAAUAGCUGAUCCUGAAGUUGACUUUAAUAAGAACUACCUUGCAGCAAUUCAGGUAUUUUAUUAUGGAUUAGACUGGACUUAAUUGUCAU